This is a messenger RNA of Doryrhamphus excisus (bluestripe pipefish), 7133 nucleotides long. It is a transcript of the gene hmbox1b, whose product is annotated as homeobox containing 1 b. Gene Ontology annotation, cellular component: nucleus. Gene Ontology annotation, molecular function: double-stranded telomeric DNA binding. NCBI's taxonomy places the organism in Eukaryota, Metazoa, Chordata, Actinopteri, Syngnathiformes, Syngnathidae. The record is from RefSeq and is a predicted model, not a curated record. Gene Ontology annotation, biological process: positive regulation of DNA-templated transcription.
GCGCCCCCAGGAACUAAGUACGCGGUGUACACUUGUAGCCACCGGCACCGCGCCUCCUAGUCCUUUAGGGGAUUUGUAGUUUCUAAUGCCAAGAACUCUGCCGCAUAGUUAAGACGUUUUUUGAAGAGAAAACUACAAUUCCCCCAGAGCUCCUCGAACGUGUUACUUGUCAAUAUGGCUGUUGUCAGACAGACAAAGCGCAGAGGCAAAUAAUUCGCCUCUGAUUAGAAAUCCUUGGAAAACAUUCACACGGCGGGCACGGAUAUCAAACUGCAUUAUAACUCGGCCUCAGUUCACUCCGACGUGGGCCUUUGGUCGUGUUGUGAAGUUAAAUGGUCAAGCGGACGUUUUAAACCCAGGAUGUCUGACUUCAGCGAGGAGCCGCGCUUCACUAUCGAGCAAAUAGAUCUGCUGCAGCGGCUACGUCGCUCCGGCAUGACCAAGCAGGAGAUUCUCCAUGCCCUCGAAACUUUGGACCGGCUGGACCGGGAGCACGGCGACAAGUUUGGUCGCCGCACCUCUUUCUCCUCCUCUUCCUCCUCCUCCUACGUAGUAGGCGGGACAAACAGCUGCACCAACAACUCUGCCUCCAACAACACUGCCUCGGCAACCGCCACCUCUUCUGUGAUGUGCAAUGGCGACAACGGCGCCGUCAACAGCGGCGAGGCCGGCGUACGCGGCCGCUCCACGACCACCACCGCCUCCUCUAUGACCUCCAAGAUGUCCACUGCCACGCAGACGCAGUUUGGAAGCAGCGGGGGGCUGUCGCCCUCUCCGAGCAACAGCUACGACACCUCCCCGCCUCCGGCGCCGCCGCCACCGUCCGCCAUCCUGCCCUCACCUGUCUCGCUGGUGGCGCUGUCACAGAACGGUCGCGACAGCCUAGCUGCUACGCCCAACGGGAAGCUGUCUCCUCCUCGGUACCCGGUGAACAGCGCCGCAGCAGCAAGAACCUUUGGCUUUGAAGCUACGGACGAUGACCUUGACGUUGACGAUAAAGUGGAGGAGCUGAUGAGGAGGGACAGCAGCAUGGUGAAAGAGGAGAUUAAAGCCUUCCUUGGGAACCGCAGGAUCUCUCAGGCAGUGGUUGCACAGGUCACCGGCAUCAGCCAGAGCAGAAUCUCCCACUGGCUGCUGCAACAUGGCUCCGACCUGAGUGAGCAGAAGAAGAGAGCCUUCUACCGCUGGUACACACUAGAGAAAACGACUCCAGGUGCCACUUUGAACAUGCGACCGGCACCGUUGCCUCUGGAGGAGAUGGAGUGGAGGCAAACCCCUCCUCCCCUUGCCACUGCCCCAGGAACAUUCCGACUUCGGCGGGGAAGCCGCUUCACUUGGAGGAAAGAGUGCCUGGCUGUGAUGGAGAGCUACUUCAACGACAACCAGUAUCCAGAUGAGGCCAAAAGGGAGGAGAUAGCCAACGCCUGCAACGCUGUUAUUCAGAAACCAGGGAAGAAGCUGUCUGACCUGGAGAGGGUCACCUCCCUCAAGGUUUACAACUGGUUUGCUAACCGCCGCAAAGAGAUCAAGAGACGAGCCAAUAUUGAAGCCACAAUCCUGGAGAGUCAUGGGAUAGAUGUGCAGAGCCCAGGGGGACACUCCAACAGCGACGAUAUUGACGGGAACGAUUUCACGGAGCAGGCAUGUGAUCUGCCAUAUUUUGACAAGAGACCUCUCAGCCGACCAUUUGGCCUUUACCGCCUGGAGCCCACCUCACCUACACAGGAUGACAACGCCGCUCACAGCGAGCACCAGGACCCCAUCUCCUUGGCUGUGGAGAUGGCGGCUGUCAACCACACCAUCCUGGCCCUGUCCAGAACCGGAGGCGUUCCCGGCGACAUCAAGACCGAGGCCCUGGAGGACGAUUGAAGCGCACAGGGAAGUUGCAAGAGGGGAGGAAGCAAUGAGAGGGGGAAAGGUCGAGGAGGAAUGAAAGAAGCCGCACCUCCUUCCUAAAACUAAUAUGAAUGGCUGUCCACACUAACCCUGAGAUCUUAUCUAAUCUAAACUAAAUACAACGGAUACAAACUAGUGUCUCUAAAAAACGAUGGAAAAUGCUGUCUCCCACAAUCAAAAUCUGUGGUUCGAGUCCUAGUUCCGGCCCCUCCAACCCCCCUCCCAGGAUACCUCCUCUCUUUUACUCUUCUUCACCCACACUCCUCCUUCUUUACCUCUGCAGCCUCGUCGUCUGAGCCGACUCACUCAGUCUAACUCACCGUCAACCUCAAAAAAAAAACAACAAAAAAAAGUAUACUGUAUAUAAGAUAUUUGGUUCUCAGUCAGUCUAACCUACAGGUGUGCGACCUAGCUACCUAGCUACCUAGCUACUCUCCCAACUCACCUCCUCUUCAUAGUGCAAUGAAUGAAUGAAUGGCAAGACAAACCUCGGACGAAUGGACAGCAUCUCCAUUUGUGGCACUGCUGCAGUCCAAACACAUUUCAUUGGCAAGCAGCGGUGUCUAUCUAGUCCCCGCUAGGGAUGGCCCGAUACCACUUGUUCAUAUCCGAUACUACAUUUUGUAUAUCGGCUGAUACUAAUUGCUUUUCAGGAAGGUAGUAAAUUCUUUUUUUAUUGGGAACAUUUUUUGGUUUGUAUCCGUUUCAGGUAGAGUCGGAUCUUCUGGAACAAAUUAAUGACACUAAGCUAGGUUCCGGGUGGCACGGCGGUCGAGUGGUUAGCGCGCAGACCUCACAGCUAGGAGACCAGGGUUCAAUUCCACCCUCUAUCUCUGUGUGGAGUUUGCAUGUUCUCCCCGUGUUUCUCCGGGUACUCCGGUUUCCUCCCACAUUCCAAAAACAUGCUAGGUUAAUUAGCGACUCCAAAUUGUCCAUAGGUAUGAAUAUGAGUGUGAAUGGUUGUUUGUCUAUAUGUGCCCUGUGAUUGGCUGGCCACCAGUCCAGGGUGUGCCCCGCCUCUCGGCCAAAGACAGCUGGGAUAGGCUCCAGCACCCCCGCGACCCUCGUGGGGAAAAAGUGGUGGAAAAUGAAUGGAUGAAUGAACACUGUAAAAUCAAAUGAAAGUGAAACUUUGUGCAAAAGCUUAAAACAAAUGAAAAAGGAAUUUGAUUUCCAGCAGUAAUAUGACUUAACAAACACUCAAAAAAUGCAAGAAAAAAUUUCCUCGGUGUGGACAGAUGCUGGUAGAGAUUAUUUGUGGAAAGAACAGAAUUAGGCUAAAUUUUCUGGAAAUUUCACUUUUGUUCAAGCGGAAACGUUGCCAGGAAUUCUUAAAUCGGAAUCAGAGAAAUACAGUUGCUGGAAUGACAGUCUAGUCUAGGAACUAGUUGACUGGAAAAACCUGACAAAAAAUGACUUAACAAACACUCAAAAAAUGCAAGAAAAAAUUUCCUCGGUGUGGCCAGGUGCUGAUAGAGAUUAUUGUGGAAAAGAACAGAAUUAGGCUAAAUUUUCUGGAAAUUUCCAGAAAAUUUGUUCAAGCGGAAAACGUUGCCAGGAAUUCUUAAAUCGGAUGCACAGAGAAAUGCAGUAGCUGGUAGUACAGUCUAGUCUAGGCACUAGUUGACUUGGAAAAACCUCAUGUUUGAAAUGUCUCAGUCCACAUAGUUAAUACGAGGGCUAGGCUAAUAGGCCGUGCUACAGUGUCGUUUGUCUCUGUUUACACAACCUAAAAUUUUAAUGUUGCUGUUCUUUUAUUGUGGCCAGUCUGAGCCACACCUGUGCAAUAAUAAUGCCGUCUAAUCUACAUCUUGAUAUGCCAAACCUGAUAGGUUGAAUGAAUGAAACAAAUUGGAUCGGACCAUCCCUAGUCCCCACCCCCCACCCUUGUGAGAAGUUGUCAUGUUCUGCUGUUGAAUGCAAACCUUGCCUUAAUUUGAACCACAACUCUUUUGGAAUCUCACUGCAGGACUGUUUUGCAUGUCAGGACUCACGAGUCGUACUUCAAAGUGAUUUUUUUUUGGGGGGGGGGGUUUAAGAGUGAGAACAUUUUUUUUUCCAUUCAACAGAAGGGAUUAAGAUAUAAACCCCCCUUAUGGUGACUGUCUCCUCAAUCAUGUUUGCCUUGAUGUUUGAGCUUGUCAGUGACUUUAUGAAGUGCUGGAGGCAACGAAGAAUGAGUUUUAUGGGUCAAUGUGAUAAUCAAGCAAGCGUAAGCUAAUCAUGGAAAACUGUGCUUUUGUUUUAACGCCAUCCAUGCCAAAGGUAAAAAGAUGCUAGGAUGAGGCCCGCUCAAAGAUGGUGCCCCUCGUCUGCCCGCGUUCACUUCAUGGGCAUCCAAAGUCAUUUUUUAUUCUUUUGUUUUUGUGUGCGAAUGCUCCCCUCGGGGGGCCAGCGUGAUGUGCAAUGCCGGCCCAAGUGCAGCCGGCCGCAAAACAGAGGCUGGAGAUAUUAUCGCCAAAAUGUACUCCUUCUAUGCCUCUAUAAUGAGAUUUGUUCAGCGAUGAUGUAAAUGAAAUUAUACUUUCUAUACCAUACGUUGGGAUAUGCAAAUCUAACUAGCCUCAAAGGUAAACGAACCACUUUUAAAAUGAAGCAGUACUCUGUACACGGCUCAGUAUUUAAAGUCAAAGGACGCUUAAAACUUGAGCCUCUUCCUGAUGACUCAGCACGUUUUCAGUCAAACUGAGCUCGGGGCAUCUUUUGACUAAAAGGAAUAGAUUUACACUUUGGGAAAAUGCUUAUUUUUUAAACCUCUUUUAGAAAUUUUAUGCAUACAACUAUUAAUCCAAUAUUUCAAUCUAAUUACCGUGGAACAACUUGACCAUCAUGGUCGUUAUUUCGUUUCGAGUAUUGUUAACUUCCUCAUUAUGGGUAAGCAACUAUUUACACAGCGACUUCCUGUUCAGUGCAAAAUAAGCUUCAGUGACUUGUUGCUCAGUGCAAAAUAAGCUUCAAUGACUUAUUGUUCAGUGCAAAAUAAGCUUCAGUGACUUAUUGUUCAGUGCAAAAUGAGCUUUGCAAUUAAAAAAAAAAAAAAAACCUGGCAGUAUUAACCCGGAUUCUACCACAACUAAAAUGCACUCACUGAAUUUAUAGCCAAUAGUCAAAAGAUUUUGCAUACACGCAAACUUUUGCGUAAUUAUAGUGAAGACACACAACAAAAUUAUAGCAGCAAUAUUGGAGUAUAAAAUCUAAUUGCUAAAAUGCUGGAAUUUUUUUUCUGAGGAAAAAGUAGUGCCAAAUCUCAGUGGCGGUCCAAAUUCAUGUGUUGCGGGCCGCCACAAAGAUAUCAAUGUAUGUGAAAGACUGGGUCCCGUCCUGCUGUGUUAAAGUGGCCUGGCUUAACUUAACCUAAAUUAAAAAAAAAAAAACAUAUUUUUAAGUAACAUUUUUUUUAACACUAUCCAAUGUAAAUGACUUGGGAUUUUUCCCCAAAGUGUGAAUCUAUUCCUUUAACCCUCUUUGUGUUGCUUUUGGAGUAGCGGGCCAGUUAUGUCAUUCAAGUUGAAAAUAUACUGUGGUAUUAAUGACUACAUUGAAAGUCCAUUAUGUUUUUUUUCUUGAGGGCUUUAUGGAAUAUUGCCAAGCUUUGGGCUUCAAUGUACAUUUUAAAUGUAUGAGGUGAUGACUCGUACAGGGACCUGCAAUUCAAAAAGGAUUAAAAAAAGGAUUUUAGGGUUGGAAAAAAAAAUAUAUAUAUAUGUAUUUAUACUCAUUUUUAAGGCUAAUGUACAAAAUGUUUUGAAACAAAACAUUGUAUUUAUGUUCUCAAUUUCUUUUGGUUUUCUGAUUAUUUCCACAUUUACUGUUUAAGGCUCCCCCGUUUGUGUUUGAGGUGUUUUGUGAAAGACAAAUGAUGAUGCACCUUACAGAACGACACCGUCAAGAUCAGGAUUAUGGAAACGGCUGUCACUUUAGAGCACCAAAGGCCAUUGGAAAUUGGCGUGUUUUAAUGUUGCCUAUUCGGUUCAUUGAAAAAUUAACAAACCCCUUUUAUGCAGACAUUUUUAGUCUGCGAAAAGCAGGGGUGUCCAAAGUGCGGCCCGGGGCCACAGUUUAAUUUAAUAAAUUUAAUUAAAAAAUUAAAUUUCACACGAGAAAAAGCCAUCGUUUUAGUAGCAUAAUGUUUUUGUCAUGAUAUAGGAAACAGACCCAAAAAAAAUCUGUAAAAAAUCUUUAAAAAAUUUUAAAAUUAAAUUAAAAAAAGUUUGAAUAAGGUACGGUAAUAAAGUCUUAAUUAAAUUAUGGGAAUUAAAGUAAGUAAUGAAAGGGAAUAAUAAAAUUAAAAAGAAGUAAUUUCAUGAAACUAACAUGAGGAACAAGAACAUUUUAGUAGCGUAAUAUUAAAGGAAAUUAAAAAAUGAAGUCAUAAUAGUCAUAAUAUUAUGAGCAACAAACAAAAAAUUGUAAUUUCAGGAAAAUUAAGUUGAAAAAAAAAUAAAAAUUAAUAAAAAAAAUCUUAAAUAAGGUAUGGUAAGGUACGGUAAAGUUAUGGGAAUAAAAGUAAAUAAUGAAAGGGAAUAAUAAAAUUAAAAAAGUAAUUUAUGAAACUAACAUGAGGGACAAUAACAUUUUAGUAGCAUAAUAUUAAAGGAAAUAAAAAAAAUUAAGUCAUAUGAGCAACAAACAAAAAAAAAUUAAUUUCAGGAAAAUUAAGUUGAAAAAAAUUAAAAUUAAUUAAAAACAUUUAAAAAAAUGAAAUUUUAAAAAAGUUUGAAUAAGGUACGGUAAUAUAGUUAUGGGAAUAAAAGUAAAUAAUGAAAGGGAAUAAUAAAAUUUAAAAAGUAAUUUAUGAAACUAACAUGAGGGACAAUAACAUUUUAGUAGCAUAAUAUUAAAGGAAAUUAAAAAAAUUAAGUCAUAAUAUUAUGAGCAACAAACAAAAAAAUUGUAAUUUCAGGAAAAUUAAGUUGAAAUUUUUUUUUAAUUAAUUAAAAAAAAAUUAAUUAAAUUUAAACAAAGUUUGAAUAAGGUACGGUAAUAAAGUCAUUUUUCACCCUGCCCUCGCUGGAAACAAUUUUGGACACCUCUGGCAUAAGGAAUGAAAAAAAUCUGUUUGGCUUUAAGAGGCUCUAAGACGUGAACUGCUGUAGGGAUUGUACAAACUAAGAAAGACUAGUAUACUUUUCUAUCCAUCAGUGUUUAAGCUUAACAUAAGGGGAUGGACAGGUAUCCAAUGAGGUGAUAUGUCGAGUGGGAAAACUGCAGUCGUUGCCGAAGUAUACUGUACGUUA